Egretta garzetta (little egret) is the source of this 994-nucleotide messenger RNA. RefSeq names its product translocase of inner mitochondrial membrane 22 (gene TIMM22). Gene Ontology annotation, molecular function: transmembrane protein transporter activity. The record is from RefSeq and is a predicted model, not a curated record. Gene Ontology annotation, biological process: protein insertion into mitochondrial inner membrane. The transcript has 4 exons. Gene Ontology annotation, cellular component: TIM22 mitochondrial import inner membrane insertion complex. The coding region runs from base 1 to 366 and encodes 121 amino acids. NCBI's taxonomy places the organism in Eukaryota, Metazoa, Chordata, Aves, Pelecaniformes, Ardeidae.
AUGGAGUGGUAUAAGGCAAGGUUUGUUCUGGGAGGCGCAUUUGGUGUCUUCACAGCUGGCAUUGACACCAACGUUGGGUUUGAUCCCAAGGAUCCGUAUCGCACACCAACUGCAAAAGAGGUCCUCAAAGAUAUGGGGCAGCGAGGCAUAUCCUACGCAAAGAACUUCGCCAUUGUGGGUGCCAUGUUCUCCUGCACCGAAUGUGUGGUAGAAUCUUAUCGGGGAAAGUCAGACUGGAAGAAUAGUGUUAUUAGCGGCUGCAUCACAGGAGGAGCAAUCGGCUUCAGAGCUGGUUUGAAGGCAGGGGUUAUUGGCUGUGGUGGAUUUGCCGCUUUCUCCGCUGCAAUUGAUUACUAUCUACGGUAACAGUGGGAUCCCUUGGGAGCAAGUUUCCCGUUUGUUCCAGUGCUGCUGCUAAGAGCCUGCAUCACGGCAGAAGAACCAUCAGGCUUACCUUUCCACUGCCUUUGGAGUCCUGAUCAGUGCAAGCUGGAUGAUGCUGGCUGCUUUUCCUGAAUGACUAACAAUAAUCUGGCUCCGAGCCCUGGCGUGCUGCUUCAGGCAGACUUGCGGGAGCAUGCGAGGAUGGAGCCAGGCACAGCAAGCAGUAUCUCCAGGACGGAUCAGCUGACUGUCAGUUUCCAGGAAACAAGCCUGGACUCUGAGCUUUUUCGAUCCUUUGGAUCUGAUUUUGAUUAAGUCUGUUGCUAGCAUCAAAAGAGGCAGGAGGACAAUCUUCAAAAAGAAAUGCAGUGAUUUAGGUUACCGUGUAUUUGAAUGUGCUGCAAGUGUUUAACAGUUAUCAGUUUGCAGCUUGCUACUCUGUUGGGGAGAGGUAAGAUCCUGUGGAGAAAUAGUUUGUUCCAGGCUUUUCUUAAAAUACCAGCUGAAGACAAACCACCAUCUGUACAACUUGUCUUAUUUCAAGCACAGAGAUGAGAGCCAAAUUUCUUUACCAUGUCUUAAAGGGAAAAGCAAAAAGGAAUCCUUAGCC